AUGCGUGGCGGAGUUGCAGCCAAACUGGGAAAUAAAGACAGGACAGAACAUUUAAGAAGAGCUAGUGGAGAUUCUAAUUUCUCUCACCAUCACGAUAAUGAUUUUGAUUUGGAACAAAGAAAUCGUGAAGCUAUUAAAAGUAAUGCUGAAAAGCAGGCGGCACAGCAACUUGAAAAUGCAAAGUAUAAUCCUGUACUUUUUGCUGUCCAAACAAAUAUCGACUUUGAUGGAACUAUUGAUGAUGAUGCACCUGUACAUGGAUGUGCUAUUUCUUUUAAGGCCAAAGAUUUUUUACAUAUUAAAGAAAAAUAUAAUAAUGACUGGUGGAUUGGUAGACUGGUUAAAGAAGGAGCUGAAUUAGGUUUCAUCCCCUCCCCAGCUAAAUUAGAAUCUGUACGUCAAUCACAGCAAACAGGAAAAGGAGUUAAAUUUCGCCAGUCAACUUCCACAACCAAUUUGGGUGCUUUAAACAGAAUGAUGCCCCCAACAACGCCCAGAGGGAUUGCUGGGGGAUCGAGAGGUUCAACCCCUCCAACACCUGCCGACGGGGAAGAAGAAGGAGGUGCAGAUUCUCAUAGAAGCGGGGCAACAACUAAUCGGUUAAAUGAAAAUCAAAUGACUGCUACUCCGCCUGUACAAAAAGAAAAGAAAAAAUUAAUUUUUAAAAAGCAAGAAAAUAUCCCUCCCUAUGAUGUUGUGCCUACAAUGAGGCCUGUAGUGCUUGUUGGUCCUUCACUUAAAGGCUAUGAAGUUACCGAUAUGAUGCAAAAAGCAGUUUUUGAUUAUUUAAAACACAGAUUUGAAGGAAGAAUAAUUAUUACAAGGGUGACUGUUGAUAUUUCCUUAGCUAAACGUUCAUUGCUCAAUAAUCCAACAAAACGGGCUUUAAUGGAAAGGGCAAAUUCUCGGUCAAGUAAUUCUUUAGUUGAAAUCCAAGCAGAGAUUGAAAGAAUUUUUGAAUUUUCCCGUUCAAUGCAAUUAGUUGUUCUUGAUUGUGAUACAAUAAAUCAUCCAAGUCAAUUAGCAAAAACUUCAUUAUCCCCCAUUCAUGUAUUUAUUAAAAUAAGUUCUCCAAAAGUUUUGCAAAGACUAAUAAAGACGAGAGGGAAGAGUCAAACUAGGAAUAUGAAUGUUCAAAUGGUUGCUGCAGAAAAGUUGGCGCAAUGCCCUCCAGAAGCUUUUGAUAUUAUUUUGGAUGAAAAUCAAUUAGAAGAUGCUUGUGAACAUUUAGCCGAUUAUUUAGAAUCUUAUUGGCGUGCUACUCAUCCCCCAGUUCGUUCACCUCCGCGUAUUAAAAGAGGACCUAUGGCUAAUAGAGGGCCUGUAGCUUCUGCAAUGAAUCCUGCACAAAUGAUGCAGGGUGCCAAUUUUGGUUCUCCUUUUGGCGGUUAUGGUGACACCCAAUUAGGUUUUCAACAACAACAGCCAAACACUCUACUAGACUCCCCAAACAAUACCCCUCCCCAUUCUUCUUCAAAUAGAGUACCCACAAUAGCUGUCCAACAACCAAGUCUUCCUUACGGUCUUUCUCCAAAACAAUCCUCUUCCUUAGAAAGAAGUAAUAAUUUAAAUAAUGGGAAAACUUUAAAUAAUGGUUAUGGAAAUGUUAAACAAAAUCAGGAGGAAGAAGAAGAAAAUGAUGAUUUCGAUGAGGAUGAUGAUGAUUUUUAUUUGAAUAAUCAGAGGGGAGGAAACAGACAAAAUUAUAUGGAUAAACAAUUUAGAUCUGCUGGGCCUUCUUCUUCUACAAUUAGACAACAACAACAACAACGAUUUUAA
This is a messenger RNA of Meloidogyne enterolobii, 1779 nucleotides long. The record is from the annotation of a GenBank genome assembly. NCBI's taxonomy places the organism in Eukaryota, Metazoa, Nematoda, Chromadorea, Rhabditida, Meloidogynidae.